Molecule: messenger RNA, 1902 nt
Organism: Mangifera indica (mango)
Lineage: Eukaryota; Viridiplantae; Streptophyta; Magnoliopsida; Sapindales; Anacardiaceae
Product: bZIP transcription factor 16-like
Exons: 13
Coding region: 281-1513 (410 amino acids)
Biological process (GO): regulation of DNA-templated transcription
Cellular component (GO): nucleus
Molecular function (GO): sequence-specific DNA binding; DNA-binding transcription factor activity
Source: RefSeq, a predicted model, not a curated record
GGAUUACAAGUGUGAGUGCAAAAUAGAAGAGAAAAAUCGACUAACCGAACGACGACCCAUAGAAUCCGAUCCGUAAACCUUCUUCCUCCUUCCAAAACCAAUCAAACCCUAAUCUAAUCUAAUUUGCUCUGAUCUUUUCCGAUUUGUUCCUGCCACGCUUGUAAUCGAUUUUGUUAAUAAUUUCGGCCAAUUUGAUUUCGAAAUCGUUCACGUGACUGUUCUCUGCAGAUCAGAUUUCAUUUGAUGGUGUGAGGAUUUAUUGAGAAGUGGUGGUAUAGUCAUGGGCAGCAGUGAGGUGGAUAAGCAGGCUAGAGAAAAGGAAGCAAAGACACCGCCUGCUGCUACCACACAGGAGCAAACUGCAACUACUAGCACUGGCAGCGUGAAUCCAGACUGGUCUGGUUUUCAGGCAUAUUCUCCUAUGCCUCACCAUGGGUUCUUGGCAUCAAGUCCCCAAGCUCCCCCAUACAUGUGGGGGGUUCAGCCUCUUAUGCCACCCUAUGCUACCCCACCGCAUCCAUAUGUUGCAAUGUAUCCCCAUGGAGGCAUAUAUGCCCAUCCAUCCAUUCCGCCGGGAUCUUAUCCUUUCAGUCCUUUUGCAAUGCCUUCCCCAAACGGGAUUGCCGAAGCAUCUGGAAAUACUCCAGGAAUCAUGGAAGCAGAUGGUAAACCAUCUGAUGUGAAGGAAAAGCUACCCAUUAAAAGAUCAAAAGGAAGUUUGGGUAGUUUGAAUUUGAUCACUAGAAAGAAUAAUGAACUUGGUAAAACAUCAGGAGCAUCUGCUAAUGGAGCCUAUUCUAAAAGUGGAGAGAGUGCAAGUGAGGGUACAAGUGAAGGAAGUGAUGCCAAUUCUCAGAAUGGCUCACAGAUGAGGUCAGGAUGCAGGCAAGACUCUGUGGAAGGUGAAGCGUCUCAGAAUGGCAGUUCUGCACAUGGUUCUCAAAAUGGUGGACCAAAUACACCUCAACCUAUGGUGAAUCAAACAAUGGCCAUCAUGCCAAUUUCAGCUGCUGCUUCUUCUGGAGCUGUUUCUGGGCCCACAACAAACUUAAACAUUGGAAUGGACUACUGGGGUUCUCCAGCUUCAUCCAAUAUGCCUGCAAUAAGAGGCAAGGUUCCUCCCACUACUGUUACUGGAGGAAUAGUUACUGCCGGAUCACGGGACAGUGUUCAGUCACAGCUUUGGUUACAGGAUGAACGAGAGAUUAAGAGACAGAGAAGGAAGCAGUCCAACCGAGAGUCUGCACGUCGCUCUCGGUUGCGUAAGCAGGUGGAGUGUGAUGAGCUGGCACAGCGUGCUGAAGGUUUGAAAGAGGAAAAUACCAAUCUAAGAUCAGAAGUGAAUCGAAUCAGGAGCGAGUAUGAGCAACUUCUUGCAGAGAAUGAGACUCUCAAGGAGCGACUAGGGGAAGUUCCUGAGCAAGAAGAUGUAAGGUCAGGUAGGAAUGACCAACAUCUGAGCAAUGAUACACAACAGACGGGACAGAGUGAGCUGGUGCAGGGUGGUCACUAGGAGUGAAUGUGGCUGCCUUGGUGCUGAUUUCCAGGAGCAUGACCUAACCAAUUAGCAACAGAAAGUUGUUGUUUUGCAUAGAAUGUAGCUUAAAUUUAAUCAAAGCUGACCGUUUCCUUUUUGGAUAGUUGUAGGAUGUGUUUCUCUCAUAGCAUCCCUCAUUCCCGGUUGAGCCUAUUUACAAAAUGAAGGCCUGGGAUGAUAUGUGGAGUGUGAAAUUCUGGCAUUACCCUUUGUCUGUUUAAAAAGAGUAGCAGCAAGCAAGCCAGAUUUUUAAGAGUGAUCUAUUUGUAUUGAAUAUGAAUAUGAAUGGUUGAUGAUGAAUUUGUGACUCAAGGAUUAAAUCAACCUUAAACAAAUCCUUGUAAUACAUCUUGUUUUUGUAUCCA